This is a messenger RNA of Microtus ochrogaster (prairie vole), 1314 nucleotides long. Its product is annotated as calreticulin-like. Gene Ontology annotation, molecular function: calcium ion binding. Lineage: Eukaryota; Metazoa; Chordata; Mammalia; Rodentia; Cricetidae. The record is from RefSeq and is a predicted model, not a curated record. Gene Ontology annotation, cellular component: endoplasmic reticulum membrane; endoplasmic reticulum. Gene Ontology annotation, biological process: ERAD pathway; protein folding.
AUGAAGAGUCUGUCGCUGCUGCCUCUGCUGCUGCUGCUGACCACCUGCACCUUGAGGGCUCAGGGGAAGCGCCGCCAAGUCUACUUCCGGGAGGAGUUUGAAGAUGGGGAUGGAUGGACAAAACGAUGGGUGCAAUCCAAACACCAAUCUGAUUACGGUAAAUUCCAGCUGACCGCAGGGAAAUUUUAUCAAGAUAAAGAAAGAGAUAAAGGUCUCCAGACCAGUGAAGACGCCAAGUUCUAUGCCCUUUCCACCCGGUUUAAGCCAUUCAGCAAUGUGAAUGAGACCUUGGUGGUUCAGUUUUCAGUAAAACACGAGCAAGGCAUCGAUUGUGGCGGUGGGUAUGUGAAACUCUUUCCUGCCACACUGAACCAGGAAGACAUGCACUCAGAGUCCCAGUAUUACAUCAUGUUCGGCCCGGACAUCUGUGGCUUUGGCAAUAACAGACUACAGGUCAUCUUUUAUCACCAUGGGAAAUACCACGAGAACAACAAGACCCUCAAGUGCAGGAUCAAUAAAGACACUCACCUGUACACUCUGAUCAUCCGCCCUAAUGCUACUUACGAGGUUAAGAUUGACAACGAGAAGGUGACAACGGGGGCCUUGGAAGAUGACUGGGACUUCUUGCCUCCCAGGAAAAUAAAAGACCCCUAUGCCAGGAAACCAAGGAAAUGGGAUGAACGGCUACAAAUAGAGGAUCCUGAAGAUAAGAAACCCGAGGACUGGCAGGACUCUGAGUUCAUCCCAGACCCAGAAGCCAAGAAGCCAGAUGACUGGAAUGAGGAGAUAGAUGGGGUGUGGGAAGGGCCGCUGAUACCGAACGCCAAGUACAAGGGAGAAUGGAAACCUCGGAUCAUUGACAAUCCCAAUUACCAGGGGGAAUGGAUCCACCCAGAGAUAGACAACCCGAAAUACAGGCCUGACCCCACCAUUUGCCACUAUUAUAACAUCAGCGUCCUUGGCCUGGAUCUUUGGCAGGUGAAGUCGGGCAGUAUCUUUGACAAUUUCCUUCUAACAAAUGAUGAAGAGUUUGCUGAAGAGGUCGGAAAUAAGACCUGGGGAUUAAGAAAGGAUGUAGAGCAGCAGUGGAGAGAGCUGUAUGAGGAAAUGGAGAAAAAGAAGGAGGCAGAAGAGACCAAAAUGAAGAGGGAAAAGGAGCGGGCCAGGCAAGAGGACAUCUGGGGACUUGAUGAGGAGGAUGAGGAGGACAAUGAAGAGGACUCUGAGGAGGAACCAGAUGAAAAGUCCAAGCUGGAAGACAGCGCAUCUCUGGGUAAAAAGGAAGCCCGCUUUGAUCAGAAGGAUGAACUGUAA